Molecule: messenger RNA, 5962 nt
Organism: Solea senegalensis (Senegalese sole)
Lineage: Eukaryota; Metazoa; Chordata; Actinopteri; Pleuronectiformes; Soleidae
Gene: hip1
Product: huntingtin interacting protein 1
Exons: 32
Coding region: 483-3530 (1015 amino acids)
Biological process (GO): actin filament organization; endocytosis; clathrin coat assembly
Cellular component (GO): actin cortical patch; clathrin-coated vesicle; extrinsic component of postsynaptic membrane
Molecular function (GO): phosphatidylinositol-3,5-bisphosphate binding; phosphatidylinositol-3,4-bisphosphate binding; clathrin-cargo adaptor activity
Source: RefSeq, a predicted model, not a curated record
UACUAUUGUCUACCAAGAGAGCGGGUUAUUUGCAAAAUAAAGGUUUCCUCCUGCUGUCCUGGUGUCAGCCUCUGUGUGUGCUGCUGCAUACAUACACAUGCAGGUUAGGCUGUGCAGCAGCAGCAGCAGCAGCAGCAGAUUUUAACAACGUUUCUCCAGCCUCUGUUUUCCCUCUCACUGCCUCGGCUCCUCGGCGGUCUGAUGCUGGGAGUCCUCGCCGGUCGGGGAGCUCGUUGGGCCCGCAGAGAAAGGAGAAGGGACGCGGAAGGAAGAAAGUAGGGGAGGAAGGAAGGACGGAGGCAGCAUUUUAAUACCAAAUCGGGACACAUGUUGAGCUAACAGCCCGCUCCACCUCCCCCCCUCUUCUCCUCCCAAAUGCAUUUGUUGCCUCAAUCGCUUUCCCGUUACUAAUUACUCCGCGUCAGGACCAAGCGAGCGGAUCUUCUACUCCUCCUCUUCGGCUCCGAGGGUCCACGCUCAUCAUGGAUCUCAGUAAAAUUGCUGUCAGCAUCAAUAAGGCCAUCAACACACAGGAGGUUGCUGUCAAAGAGAAACAUGCCAGGACCUGCAUCCUGGGAACGCAUCAUGAGAAAGGCGCCCACACCUUCUGGGCAGCAGUCAACCGGCUUCCUCUCUCCAGUAACGCAGUGCUCUGCUGGAAAUUCUGCCAUGUCUUCCACAAGCUGCUGCGAGACGGACACCCCAACGUGAUAAAGGACUCCAUGAGAAACAAGGCUGAUUUGACUGAUAUGAGCAGGAUGUGGGGACACCUGAGCGAAGGCUAUGGGAAGCUGUGCAGCAUCUACCUCAAAAUGCUCAUCACCAAAAUGGAAUUUCACAUCAAAAACCCUCGUUUCCCCGGCAACCUGCAGAUGUCAAACAGACAGCUCGAUGAGGCGGGCGAGAACGACGUUAACAACUUCUUCCAGUUGACUGUAGAAAUGUUUGACUACCUGGAGUGUGAGCUCAACCUCUUCCUGGGUGUAUUCAGUUCCCUGGACAUGUCUCGAUCGGUUUCGGUAACGGCAGCGGGUCAGUGUCGUCUGGCUCCACUUAUUCAAGUCAUCCUGGACUCCAGCCACCUGUAUGAUUACACUGUAAAGCUACUGUUUAAGCUGCACUCCUGCCUUCCAGCUGACACUCUCCAGGGCCACAGAGAUCGUUUCCAGGAGCAGUUUAAAAAGUUAAAGAGUCUGUUCUAUCGCUCUAGUAACUUGCAGUAUUUCAAGAGGCUGAUUCAGAUCCCACAGUUGCCUGAGAACCCUCCUAACUUCCUGCGUGCGUCAGCUCUGUCAGAGCACAUCAGCCCCGUGGUUGUGAUCCCUGCCGAAUCUUCCUCCCCCGAGUCCGAGCACAUGGCAGAGACGGACGACCUGGUGGACACAGAUGUUCCCUCACUGCCGGCUCCUGUGGAGACCAAGUUCGACGACCUGUUCGGCACAUCGGCUGCUAUAGACCCGUUCAACUUCAACAGUCAGAACGGCAUGCGCAAGGACGACAAAGAUCGACUGAUUGAACAGUUGACAAGGGAGAUCCAGGCCCUCAAAGACGAGCUGGAGUCUUUCAGACUGGAGAGCGGUCGGUUGUGUCAGGUGCUGAGGGGGCGUAUCAGCGAGUUGGAGGCGGAGCUUGCCGAACAGAGCCACCUGAGGCUGCAGGCUCUUGGAGAGAGCGAGUUCUUGAAGGCCGAGCUGGACGACCUGAGGAGGGUCAGAGAGGACACGGAAAAGGAGCAGCGGAGUCUGACGGAGAUAGAGAAAAAAGCUCAGGCCAAUGAGCAGCGCUACACCAAACUGAAGGAGAAGUACACAGAGUUGGUUCAGAGUCACGCAGACCUGUUGAGGAAGAACGCGGAGGUGACCCGGCAGGUGACGGUGGCUCGGGCAGCACAGGAUGAGGUGGAGACGGUGAGGAAAGAGAUGCAGGAGAAGGUGAAAACGGCUCAGGAGGCUGCAGACAGACAGGAAAGGGAACAGCUGGAGCAUCUUCAGGAGAUUCAGAGGGAACUGGUGUCCAGCCGGGCGGAGCUGGACGCCCUGAAGUCGACCGUGGCCUCGUCACAGCAGGCUUCAAGCGAAGCACUCGGCACCGAGCUUGCCACCCUGCAGUCUGAGAAGGCCGAGCUGGUGCAGUCCCUGUCAAAGGUGGAGGCGGAGUUGGUGGCCCAGGGGCAGGAGCUAGAGCGGGUCCAAAGCUCGCUGGUGACUGAGAGGGAGAGUGGGGUGAAGACAGCGGAGUCCCUGCAGAAUCAGCUCAAUGAGAAGGAGAGCAGGGAGCAGACGUUGGAGAGCCAGCUGGUUGCAGCUCGCUGGUCCAGUCUGCAGGGAGCUGUGGAAGAGGCAGAGAAAAUCAUCCGGGACUCGCUGGCUCAGAUCGACGACCCGGCACACAUCAGCUGCACCAGCUCUGCCGACUACCUAGCGUCCAGGUGUCAGGCCUCUUUAGACUGUAUGGAUCGACUCCAUUCGGCCAGAGAGGCCUUCAUGACAGACAGCACAGGUGUGUGCGAGCUGCUGCGAGUGGUGACACAGUGUGGCCAUCUGGUGGGAGACACCAUCGUUCAGGGGAGUGCCACCUCACACAUGGUGCCUGUGGAGCAAGGUGAUGCUCUGACAGAAAGUGUAAAGAAGUGUGGGGCCGAGGCGCUGUCUCUGCUGGAACAGAUGAAGCAGCAGGAUGACCUGGCUGCAGCUGACGACAGCAAACUGAAGGCAGCUCUGGAGGCCAUCCACGCCACUGCAGAGAAACUGCGUCCUCGUGGUUUGGAGCUGCAGCAGGGGGAGCUGGGAGACCUUGUGGAGCAGGAAAUGGCUGCCACAUCUGCUGCUGUGGAAUCGGCUGCUGCCAGGAUAGAGGAAAUGCUAAACAAGUCUCGAGCAGUUGAUACAGGAGUCAAGAUGGAAGUCAACGAGAGGAUCUUGGCCUCGUGCACAGAACUGAUGCAGGCGAUCAAGGAGCUCGUCCUGUCUUCCAAAGAGCUGCAAAGAGACAUUGUGGAGAGCGGCAGGGGGGCAGCCUCCAUGAAGGAAUUUUAUGCCAAGAAUUCCCGCUGGACUGAGGGCCUGAUCUCUGCCUCCAAAGCAGUGGGAUGGGGAGCAACAGUCAUGGUGGAUGCUGCUGAUCUGGUGGUGCAGGGCAAAGGGAAAUAUGAGGAGUUGAUGGUGUGUUCACAUGAAAUAGCUGCCAGCACAGCACAGCUAGUAGCUGCCUCUAAGGUUAAAGCAGACAAAGACAGCAGCAACCUGCGACGCCUGCAGCAGGCGUCCCGUGGCGUCACACAGGCCACUGCCGGCGUCGUGGCCUCCACCAAGUCUGGGAAGUCCCAGAUUGAAGAAAAAGACACAAUGGACUUCUCCAGCAUGACUCUCACACAGAUUAAACGACAGGAGAUGGAUGCACAGGUCCUAGUUCUGGAGCUGGAGACUCGUCUGCAGAAAGAGCGAGAGCGUCUCGGUGAACUGAGGAAGAAGCAUUAUGAGCUGGCCGGAGCAGCAGAAGGCUGGGGCGAGAGUGAUGAGGGCACAGGUUGAGACCUUUCCUCCACUCCACCUCGCCCCCCCUUCCUCUGCCAAAAGACCGGCUUCUGUCUUCAGUCUCUCUCCUUUUUGUUUUUCCUCUUCUCUUUUUUGUUUGUUUGUGAUCCAAGCCAAACAAAAAGGUGCUUCUUCUCUGAACCUGCUCCUCCACCCAUGUCCGGAAGCUUCCAUUGACGGAUGGCACUGAAGGGCCCUGCGGAGGGCGGGGUUUGAUGGAAGUAGGAAAGAAAUGGAUGCGAGAAGUGGGGAGAAAAGCCGAGAGUGCAGCCCGACUUCACAGCCUCAUGUUCCCUCUGCCUCUCGCCCUGGACUGUGUUGGUGGAAAGUGGCGCUUUCAGUUUUUCAGAGUAUUUAUUGUCCUCCUCCUCCUCUGUCAUCUUUUUCCGUUUCUUCUUCUUUUAUUGAGGAAUCACAGCAGAGACGAUACAAGCACAAGGUCUUCUCAAGAAACCCCCAGGACUGACCGCACAUAGAACAAGCUCUCAGCAGAAAGAGAGGAGAUGAGUGGCUGUCUGUCUGCUCCGGCACUAAACCAUGUCUCUGUCACACAUGCGCUCCUGUGUAACAUGUGUGUGUGUGUAUGUGUGUGUUGGUGGCGAGCUUCUGAAGCCGAGGGAGCUGAGCUGCUCAGUUUGACCUUCGCUUCCUUUCUCGUCUUUUCUCACUGUGACAUUAUCACCUUAUUAAGUCCACACCACUGCAGGUGCUGGUUCACUGGACUUUUUGCCUUUCACCUCCUCAUCAUUGUAACAACUGUGACUGUUUAUAUUUGAACAGAUGUUUGUCUGGAAACCUUUAAAACAAAACAGGGAACUAUAGCACACAAACUGGCCUUGCUCCUGAUGAGCUGUGAGACUGCCAAUUACUUCGCGCUACAUCAUCGGAGGUUGGAUGUGGCAGUGCAUCCUGGGAAGGUCAACAGUUGUCGCUGAAAACACUAAUGACGUGGGGUCAUUUUUUAGACAUUUAAGUUAGUAGAAGGGGGCAGUGGGAGGAAAGUCUGCUCUUCUGCUGCUUCACAUCUGGCAACAAACACAGAAAGUUUGAAUACAUUUCAAGAUCCCGCCUCGGUUCCUGUCACAGCGGCAGCAGCUCUGGAUGUAGAGCCGGGAUCCAGCGUUGUUUGUCGCAGCGUUGCAAGCAUCUGCUCCAACUAGAGACGUCAUGACGGCGCCAGCAGGAUGAUGACUGUUCUCCUGGUGAGGAUUAUAAUCCUUUCAGGGCAACUGCAGGAGACAGGUCUGAUAAAUCUGCACAAGAGGAAAAAGUAAAUCCUUAAAAGUUUGUCAUUGUUGGAUUUGAAGGAGCCCCACUGCACAAACCUCGAUCAUUGAAAUGUCAAAGAUUCACCUGCCUCUUUAAACUAAAAAAACUGUUUUCUAAAUCCUUCUCUAACAGCCAGUGCCACAGUGGACCGUGACGUAUGCAGCACACAGACUGCAGCGUUCUCAUUAGCUUCCUCGAGACCAAGUAGCUGUGUAUAUAAAAACUAUGAGCCUUUUACUGUUGGAAAUAAUCCCUUGCUUUCUUCACAUGGCAUCCGUUUUUGCAUCUAAAGAUUCCGUACAGUUGAAUUAGAGAUAGAAAACAGUGACUGUUGACUAAUGUAAGUCAUUAUUUCUUCCACACGGCGUCGUUAUUUAACAGAUUUUUGUACUGAGACUGAUAACCUGACUUUAAACGCGGACUGCAAGAAGACGGACCAUGCCUUUGUGUAAAAACCACCAGAUGAGCGGACAUCCAUUUUGAAACCUGGCCUCCUUAUUUCUCCUUCCUGUUUGACCGCAGCGAUUGUGAUUCUCUUAAAGUUUCUCUUUCCGUCUGUGUUAACAUACUUCGUUUUGACGCUCCACAUCAGCUGCGAAAGUUGCGACUCUGGGUAUUUAACAGACACUGGUCAAACAAAUGGAGCAGCAGUUGGUCACGGAAGUGUUUUCUUUCUUCCAAUGCAACAACAUUCAUCUGCUGCACCAACCAGGUUCAAACAAACACAUACUGUUGGCUCCACGUCUGUGUAUAAUCAUUUUCAAUCCUGAUUUUAGAGUUCUGUUACUUUAACCUCACAUGAGCACAACAUUUGAUUUGAGAAAUUGGAAGACGAAACAAAGGAGGAUUCGUCCACUUUUGUUUCGUGUAUUUUUAAGUGUCUUGAAAGAUAACUGCACCUUGAGGGACUUAAGUAGUUGUAUUUAGUUUUUCUUGCCCAUGUCUUCUGUAUUAACCUCCCUCUCUCUCUCACUCUGGGGUCUGUGUCUGUAGUCGUACCAGCUCAGCCAGCCUUUCAAACUGCCUCACACUGUAGUCAAAGAGAAACAAAUACUCACAUAGCAACAGUGAAAUAUGUCUUUGUAUGAUAUACUAAAACUUUGUUGGUGGGUUUGUUUUUAUUUUUUCAGUUUUUAAAUAAAUAUUUCAACUUGUUAAUA